Mollisia scopiformis is the source of this 1140-nucleotide messenger RNA. RefSeq names its product aldolase. The coding region runs from base 142 to 1050 and encodes 302 amino acids. Gene Ontology annotation, molecular function: actin filament binding. The transcript is spliced from 3 exons. The record is from RefSeq and is a predicted model, not a curated record. NCBI's taxonomy places the organism in Eukaryota, Fungi, Ascomycota, Leotiomycetes, Helotiales, Mollisiaceae. Gene Ontology annotation, cellular component: cytoskeleton.
CAUGGGGAAUGGCGAUCAUGUUUCUCUUUACAAAUAUAUCCGUUCGAAAAGUAGCGUAGCGUGAGGUAUAAUCACCGUCAAGUAAAGUACAUUCAAUUCAAUUCAUCUGUUUAUUGGCACCAAGUACUGUACACAGAAAUCAUGUCUUCCUCAGUCCCCUCAUCUACCAUCACCGAGAAUGAGACCACGAUUCGGCUUCAGCCAGGUGGGAAAACCACAAAGAAAGCAGACACGUUCUUCGAAGAUGUUCAUUUCCUCGGAGACAAAGAUGGCAAAGUGAAGAUUCGAUCACCGCCUCAAUUUGAUGACCCUCUUGCCGCCAGAAAGUAUCAAAUGCAACACCUUGCUGUCGCCUUCCGAGUCUUUGCCAAGCAAGGAUUUGACGAAGGCGUUGCCGGCCACAUCUCACUUCGAGACCCUUUGAAUCCAGAGCAUUUCUGGAUCAACCCGCUCAGCACGCACUUUAGCCAGGUCAAAGUCAGUGACCUAGUCCUCGUCAACGAGCAUGGAGAAGUCCAGCCAGGCGGAGCUCAAUCUCCCAUCAAUGGCCCCGCAUUCGCCAUUCACAGCGAGAUCCACAAGGCGAGACCAGAUCUCAAUGCUGCUUGUCACGCGCAUUCUGUCUACGGAAAGGCUUUUUCAUGUUUUGGGCGAGUGAUCGAGCCGUUGUAUCAAGAUGCAUUGAGAUUUUACAAUGAUCUAAGCGUUUACAAUGCCUAUGGCGGUACUGUCGUCUCCACUGAAGAAGGUGCUCGCAUCGCCAAAGCGCUCGGGCCUAAGAACCGCAGCAUCAUCUUACGCAAUCACGGCAUCAUCACAUGUGGUGCAACGGUGGAUGAAGCUGCCUUUUUGUUCAUUGCUCUGGACAGAUGCUGUCACUCUCAGAUGAUGGCGAAUGCUGCUGCUGGGCCGGGCUGGGAGAAGAUCUAUAUCGAGAAGGAGCAGGCUGAGAUGACGCACAAGAAGAGUGGGAAUCCUAGUAAGAUGUGGUUGGCGUUUCAGCCAUAUUAUGAUCAGAUCAUUGCGGAGGAUCCAAGGGUGUUGGAGUGAGUGAUUCGUGGAUUGUGCAUGAUGUUUCUAGACCAUUUUCAUACGAGAAUUUAAAUCCUUUCUAAUUCAUGGCACAUUUUUUUGCAUUAG